AUGUUUUCAAUUUAUUUUCCAUCUAUAGAUAGAGUGAGGUAGUUCUCAUGGAAGAAAACAAUAAAGCAUUUUACAGGAGCAAAACUUCACAUAUUUUUAGGAGGAGAUCAUUAUACUAAUUCUUUCAUGAAAGGAUUUAUGAGUAAAAUGACUCUAACAAUAUUUUGCCAAUCAGCUCCCUUUAUUAAUCUUCCAUGUCAUUAGGCUUGCUUCACUUGUGAUGGUCCAACAUAAAAUAAUUGCCUAAGCUGUUCAGAGACUCAAUUUAGAAGUUUAUCAAAAUUUGAUAACUCUUGUAUUUGUUAAGAAGGAUAUUAUGAAAAUGGAGUUGGGGUUUGUGAAACUGCAGUUUCUUCUUUGCCUUAUAUUUAAAUAUAGUAAGUUGAGAUCAAAUGCUAAUUACUAGGAUAUAAUAUUUGUGAUGAUGAUUAAAUCGAAUGCUCCUUUGGCUAUUUUUAAUUCAAAAAGAAAUGUAUUUAAUGGUAAGAAAUUAUAUAAUAUUAGUCCUAACUAUUAUGAAAUAAAUUCUCUAAUCCAUUUCACAUGCUUUAAUUGCAUCAUAUCUCCUUUAGAAUUUGCCAACAAUUUAACUUGUAUUUAAGAGGCAAGUACAUUUCAAUUCAACUAAUAAUAUCUUUAUGAAAUAAGGGUAAAAAAUAAAGCCGAAAUUAGCUAUUACGAAAUUUCUGUAGGUUUAGAUUAGUAAUUUGAAUUAAUUUUAUGUACUAACUGUGUUGGAAAAUAAGUAUGUAAGCCAGGAUAUUUUUAUUCAAAUUCCUAAUGUAUAAGUUGUAUCGAAGGUUGUCAAACUUGCUUAGAUAUUAAUAAUUGUGAUUAAUGUUACCAAAAUUAUUAUAAAGAUAUUGACAAUAAAUGCAAAAGCUGUUAAAGUUGUGCUAGUUGUACCUCUUUUGGAGAUGAUAUUUAUUGUGUUACUUGUGAAGAGAAAUAAAUAUUAGUAAUUGCAACAUGUCUAUAAUGCGGAAGAAAAUGUGAUUAGUGUGAUGAACAUUAAUAUUGUAAUUUUUGUCAAGGAUCUCCCUAAGAUUAUUACAUUUCGUUAGAUGGAAAAAAUUGCAAUGUUUGUAACAUAAAAAAUUGCAUAUAUUGCUUUGAAUAUAUUUUUAGCGAAAACAUGUGUAUAACGUCAUUUGAUAUUAAUUUCUCUGCUUUUAAUUCUAAUUUCCAUUAAAUAAAUAUAGGUUGUGCUUUAUGCUCAAAAGGCUACUUUUAUAAUUGGAAAUCUUAAGAAUGUGAAUUGCAGACAAUUAACAAUGAUUGUGAGUUUGCGAUAAUAAAUAGUUCUGAUAUUCGCUAGAAAUGCAUUAGAGGUUCAGAGCAGGAUGCUAUUUAAACAACAAAUUGUUUAGGUAUUCAGUUUUGUCUUGAGUGCAUAAAUAAUUAUAUUGCAAAUAAUUCAUUUUGUAUAGUUUGUUAAGAUGGAUAUUAUUCACAAAUCUUAACAGGCCAAUGCAGUCUUUGUCCGAAUUAUUGUAAGUCAUGUGUUCAAUAAAACCAAAAAUAUCAGGAUUAUUGGAAGUGGGAAAUUAAAGCAUUUUAUCAAUUUUUUAUUAACUUAAAUAAUGACCAUUCUUUUGAAAAAUUUGCAUCUAUUUCUUCUGAAAAAGAAAUGGAAGUGAUAUGCACAUCUUGUCAUAUUGGUUAUAUUUAAGAUUAAUUUAGAUGUAUCCAAGAUUGUGAUAAGAGUUGUUUAAAAUGUGAAAUAAUAAAAGGAAAAUCAACUUGUAUAUAAUGCCGUGAAACUUCUUAGAGUCUUUUAAAAAGUUUGAGUGAAGACGGAAAUUGUUUACUUUGUCCAUCUAAUUGCGCAGCCUGUUUGAACAGAAAUGAAUCUGAAAUUGCAAAAAUUAACCCUUAUUUUAUAUUAACUAGUUAGAACGUGCAAUAAACAAGAAUUUGUUUUGAAAAAACUUAAAAGAGAAUUCAAAAUAUAUAUUAUCAUUAUGAUACCUUUACAUAAACCUUGUCUACCUGUAAUGAAAAAGAGAAAUGUUUCAAUAGAGUAAUUUUUAAAUUAAAUAUAUUUUGCGAUUAUUCCGAUUACUACGAAUAAAUGUCAUAAGAAAAUGAUAAUUAAUUUUUUGUAAAGAGCAAUAUUCCUCUUGAUAGAUUUUAUGAUGAAUAUUACAUUGAUUUCUUUGAAUCGUAAUAACUUUAUGCUUAUUUAACUGAAAUUUCUGUGAAACAAGUUUCCUAUUAGUUUACAUUAAUAUAAGGCAAUGCUGAAGAGUGUCUUAUGAAAAAUAACAUGAAUAUUUACUCUACCUUAUUAUAAAAUAUAUUUACUUUAUAAUAAAUUGACAUAGAAUUUAUGGGGAAGGAGUAUCAAACCAAAUUAAAAAUCUAAUCUUAGAUAAAUUUAAGUAAUUUUACAUCUGUAUCAUUCACAAAUAUUCAAUUUAAUUUUGGAGAAAAUAUUUUUAACUCUUUGGAUUCUACUAUCAUAAAUUUAUAUAAUUUAAAACAUACAUUAACCCUCAAAUUGAUCAAUUGCAUUUUUAUUACUGCAAAUGGUUUCGCUAGAAAUUACACAUUAUAAUUUAAUUCAAAUAUUCCUUAUGCUUUGAUAAUCAACAAUUUAAUUUUGGAAAAUUUUCGCAUUUUCUCAUCAAAUUUGUUCUAAUUUGAAGAUUAAGAAUAUUUUCAGAAAAAUCAUCUUAAUUUGAAAUAGCUAACCAUCAGAAAUUCUUUUUUUUUCAACUCAACUUUAUUUAAAUUCAUUGCUCUAAAUAAUAACUUAAAUUUUGAUUCAAAUUUUUCUGAUGUUGAAAUAAAAGAAACUACUUUCAUGUAAUCUUAGUUUAUUUUAAGUAAAAGCCUUUUAAAUUAUACAACAGGAACAGUAGUUUUUGAUAAUUUGAGGUUAAAGAAUAUGGAAAUGUUUUUUAAUUCAAAUUUUGCUUAACUUCCUUGUGUUACAUUUGCUAAAUUUGAAGCAGUCUAAUUAGAAAAUAGUAGAUUUUGUAAUAAUUCGAGAUUUUAUUCAUCCAAUAAAAUUAAUAUUGAAAAUUGUAUUGUGGAUAAUACUUAAAUUUUUGAUAGCAACUUGAUAAUAAAUGAUGUAGAUUACUCAAGAUCAGAAUAAGCCUUAAUUGAAUCAUCUAAAAUUUUCAUAAAGUCUUGCAACAUAAUAAAUAAUGAAUAUAAUAAUCAUUAAUAACUCAUACUAAUCAAAAAGUAUUAAGAAAUAUCUGAUGUUUAUCUUCAGAUAGAAGAUAUUUUCCUGUCCAACAAUAGGCUGACAACAAAAAUAGAAUAGAAUCAAAUAUAUUAUCAUUAAUCUAUAAUUUAUCUUGAAUGCUAAAUCUGUUUGUUAAAAAAUAUAAUCAUUUCAAGAGGAUAUGGAUUUCCAGAAAUUAGCAUCCCUAAUUCUAAAAUUUUGAAUAUAAAGAAUUUCACAGUCUCUUAGGAUUAACGAUACAUGUCAAAAGUUUUACAUACAUCUAUGGAAUGUGUUAACAAAUUUACAUAAAUGGAUUAAUACUUCAUUCUUUAUAUUGGUUAAUAUAAAAGUGUGAAUGUAGAAUCAUUUUCCAUUAUAAACUGCUUAAGUUUCAAUAAUGCUUACAUCAUAUUCUAAGGUUAUGACAUUAUGGAAGCAUCAAUAAAUGAAUCCAUUAUAAUUUAGAACUCAUAAUUUUGGGAUAAUAAAUUAAUAAUUACUGACUCUAAUAAAAAUGCAGCUCUAAUUUCCAUAACAUCAUCAUAAUCAUGCGUUAUAAACAUAUCAAAUAGCAACUUUUCGAAUAAUCAUUUAAAUGAAUAUUUUUAAGAUUCAACUAGUCCAUCAGCAACUGUAUUAUAUAUGUCUCUGUAAUAAGGGUUAGCCUUCAUAAAAAACUGCACAUUUUUAAAAAAUCUUGUUACUAACUCAAGUGAUUCCAUCAUUUACAUAAAAUCAACUUCUUUACAUCUAUAAAAUCUAUAUUUUACAAGCAGCAACAUUAAAUUUAUUUCAAAAAUGAGUUAAAGUGUGAUUUUUUCAACAAUUCAAAAUUUAAGUUAAAUAGAUUUUGAAGCAGCUUUCCCAAUUAAAUCUAAAGGUGGAAAUGGAUACUUUAUUGUAAAAGAACUAAUUAUAAAUAAUAUUUCAAUUAAUAGUUCUAAUUCAUUAUAGGGUGGAGGAUUCUAUAUUGCCACUUAAGGAAUGAGUAAAAUAUUAAUAUCGAACUCUUUUUUUAUAAAUACAUAAACGUAACUGUAGAGUUCGGUUUUUUCAAGUGGAGGUUGCCUAUAUAUUGAUGCAUCUCUGUCUUAACUCACAUUUUCAUUAAUUAAUUCAUCAAUUGAUACCUCAUUUGCUAAGUAAGAAGGAGGAGGAGCUGUUAUCAUUCCAUCUGAAAUAUAUAAUAGGAUUGAGGUGAUAAAUUUAACAAUUAAAGAUUGCUUUUCAUUAAAAUACUCCUUCUUAGCAUAUUCUCCUAAUAAAGUUGAAAAUUUAAUCUCAAAUUUAAUAUUUCAAAAUGUCAAUUUUUAUUAAACACAAGAUGGGUUAAAUAGAUAUCUUUCCUUAUUGGAAUAACUUACUAAUUCUUAGGCUUAAUAAUUUGCAAAUUAUAAUCCAUUAAUUUUUGCUAGGUUUAGCAACUUUACUUUAACUAAUUGUAAUUUUCACUCAACCUAUAUUUAAUUCUUGCUUUAAUUAGACUAAGUUGAUAACAUAAUAUUGACAGAUAUUAAAGUCAUAAAUUGUUCAACAUUUUCUUCUCCUUUAUUUAAAAUGAAAUCUUAGAUCAGGUAAUUAUAUUUGAUAUUUAAAUAGAAUUUUUUGGAUAAUUAAGAAUUUAUAAUCUAGAAUUUGUUAAUGUAGAAUCAAAAUUAAUAGCUUAUGAUGCUACUUGCAUGCUUGUAGAUUAAGAAUUGAAAAAUGAAAUACUAUGUCCAGAAGAAACCCAAAAAGGUAGCUUAACUAUAGAUGAGCCAGAUUUUACUUAAAAAAAUUAACUUUAACUUAUUUGUAAUCAAAUUUUAAUUUUUUCAAAUAAUGAAUAUAAGUUUAGUCUAUUUGAAAUAGAUUAAAUAAAUUCAAAUCAAUACUUAUUUGUUUAACAUGUCAAAUUUUCAAAUACACAAUGUGAGAUAUGUCAAUUUGGUUUAAUGAGAAUCCUUGGUUUUGAAUAAAUAGAAGAAUAAAACAUGAAAUUCUCAUAUAUUGAGAUCAAAAAUUGUAAAUGUGGAAUUUCUGGUUGUUUAUCAAUUAUUAGAUCAGAUGAUGUACAAAUAAAUAUUAAUUGUAUUUUUCUGAAAUGUAAAAUUAAAUCAAAUUUUAUUAAUUUGAAAAUAAUUCAUUGUAUCUUCUUAAAGUAGUUUAUCUGAUAAUCUUAGAUUUCUGAAAUAGCUUGAUUAUGAUUUUUUAGAAAGCAAAAUGAAUUAAUAACUAUCAAUUUUGAAAAGCAUCUUUGUAAAUAAUUCAGCAUAAUUAGGAGGCUCAUUAUAUUUAUUUGACAUAGAAACUUUAAUUCGAUAAUGCAUAUUUGUUAAUAAUUCUGCUAGAAUAGGUGGAGCUAUCUAUUAUAAUUCCUCAUAGAAAUAAUUAUUAAUAAUUGAAACUGAUAUCACUAUGAAUUUUGCUGAAAUUGCUGGCGGAUUGUUCAUCAAUUCCUUGUAUCUUUAAUCGACAAAGGAAUUAGAUGUCAUUAUUGUCGAUAAUAAUUCAACUCUGUAUGGCGAUAAUGUCGUAGAAAAACCAAGCUCUUUAACGUUAUCAUUGAAUGGAGGGUAUACUUUUUUAGAAACAAAAAUCUUAAUUAGUUCUGAAAAUGAGAUAGUUGAACAAAUUAUUAUCCAUCCUUAUAAAACAUAUGGUUUAUCAACUUCAUAAGUAUAUUUGAUGUUGCCCUCUGGGUAGGCUAUUUUAGAUUACUAAUAUUUUGAUAAUUUUACUUUAAAAACCAUUCCAUAUAAUUAUCAAUUGAGAGUUAUUGCUCUUGACAAAUUUAAAAAGUAAAUUAAAGGCUUAGAUAAUUCAUAUUGUACCCUAUCACCUUUAGUUUAUAAUAUGUCUACUAAGGGAGAGGAAAUUAAUGUUACAUUUAGCCUUUCCUUUUAUAAUGUUAGUUUUAAUUAAUCUACUGGGGAUUAUAAUUUAGAUAAUUUAGUAAUCUAUUUCAAUCCAAAUUAUAGCUAAGAUCUAGUUUUAAGGCUUUUUAUUAAAUGUCAUGCUGUUUCGGUCCCAUAAUAUAAAGAGAAACCGCCAUAUUAAAUAGAUAAAAGUUUGAAGUCUUAUAAAAUAUUUGUGGAUAUUCAAACAUUUCCUUGUCAAAUAGGAGAAUUUUUGAAUUAUACUUCUGGGGGAUGUGUAAUUUGUGAUCCAUAUAAAAACUAAUAUUCUGUUUAAUUAGAGGCAAAAAGCUGUAGUUAUAAGGAUGAUUCAAAAAUAAACUCAAUAAAAUCCUCUAUGAUUGAAUUAAGGCCUUCUUAUUGGAGAACCUAUUACUAUAGCGACAUUGUAGAAUAUUGUUAUCAUCUUCCUUAAAAUUGUAUUGGGGGUUGGCUGCCUGGAGAUUAUUCGUGCUUAUUAGGGCACAUUGGAGCUCUGUGUGAAUAAUGCGAUCUAUAUGAUAUAAGAGGCGAUGGUUAAUUUUCAGUGAGUUAAGAUUUCCAAUGUGGGAAUUGCGAUUAAAUUUCCUAUAAUGUCUUAAUAAGUAUUUUAAUAAGUCUAUGGACUCUCCUUUCAGUUUUAUUAUCAGUUAGCAGUACUGUUGCAGUGAUGAAAGAUUUUAUUAGAGAAAUAAGAUUAAGGGCUUUUGGAAUAUCUCAUUCAAUCAAAGAAGCAUCUCCUGCUAUUCUAAUUAAAAUAUUUACAAAUUAUUUAUAAAUUAUCCAAGCAAUUUCAACAUUUAAACUAGAGGUUCCCUUUAAUGUGCUUAUAAUCUUGCAAAGCCUUGCUAAUCCCAUAGGAUCUAUGGCAUAUUCAUUAGAUUGCUUUAUAGUGUCUUUUACAAAUAUUGAAAUAAUUUACUUUAAAUUAAUAUGGAGUUUGACUAUGGCAGCAUUGUAUUUAAUAUUUUUUUUUCUUUUACUUGGAAUUGCUGUUUCAAUAAAAUUAAUUAGGCUUGAUGUUUCAUAUAUUUCAACUCCAUUUAUCUAUUUAUUCAUCUAUUUAUAACCAAAUUUAAUAGGGUAAAUCAUCUCACUGUUGUCUUACAGAAAGAUUUCAAAUGAGAAUUGGAUUUAAGGAAAUGUUUCAUAUAGAUACGAUACGAUCUCUCAUUAAAAAUGGACAUAUUCUUUAUGUCUUCCCCUUUUAAUUGUAUUUGGCUGUAUAAUUCCUUUAUUUUUUAUGUUUAAGUUAUUUAAUAAUAAAAAAUAAUUGAAUAGAAUUACCAUAAGGAAAAUUUGGGGAUAUUUAUAUAAUGAGUAUAAAAGACAUGCUUUUUAUUGGGAAACACUCAAAAUAAUUGAAAAGGAAGCGAUAAUAAUAGUAUUAAUUUAUUACAAUGAUCAUAUUUAAAUUAAAGCUUCAAUUGUUUUCCUAAUAUUAUUUUAUUACAGCUUUUUAACAACUUCAUAUAAACCAUAUGCUACAGGAUAAUUAAAUCGCUUGGAUACGCAAUCUACAAUUAUUUGUGCAAUAUCAAUAAUUAUGGCAAGUUGUAUUUAUACUGCUUAAUAAUAAGAAUUAAACGAAAUUAUUUUGCCUUCCUAUUUUGUCUUGGGUUUCAUAAAUUCGUUGUAUAUAAUUUAGAUGAUUAUACAAAUCGUCUUAUCCUAUUUUAAAAGAUUAGACCUAUUAGUUGAUAAAUUAAAAGAAAUUAUUUUGAAAAAUUUUCCAAAUUUCAUCACACAGCAUCCCAAAAUUUAUAAUUUUUUGGAGGGGAAAAAGUAAAAGCAAUUAAGAGUUAAAAUAAAAUAUAAGAAACUAAAAGAUUAUCUAUUGGCUAAGGCCAGGAGAAUUUUGCAAUUCAAAAUGUAAUAUUUUUAAUUCGUAAUGUUAGGUUUAAUGAAAACCUCCUUUCAAAUUAAAUUAGUUUAAAGGGCUUUGAGUAAGAAUAAAAUUAAAUAAUAUCUCCAUAAGUAAAAAGCAUCUAAAGUGAGGUUGUCUUGAACACAAGUUAGUUAAUCUCAGAAAGAAUAAACCAAAAUCCGAAAUGCAUUGAAAAUUAAUAAAAGUCAAUAUUUUAUGCAUUUAAAAGAGAGAAUAAUUAAAGGCUUUUAAAGGAAGAAAAUAUUCUUCCCCCAAAACCUGAAAAAGCAACCUUAUGA
This is a messenger RNA of Paramecium octaurelia, 8226 nucleotides long. Lineage: Eukaryota; Ciliophora; Oligohymenophorea; Peniculida; Parameciidae. The record is from the annotation of a GenBank genome assembly.